AUGCAUGUCUGGCUGAUGAGAGUUGAUAAUGUAGAGGACAGCCACAGUGGCUACGUCGCGCCUCUCGCUAGCGCCUGCACCUACGUCCUACGACAGUCUGCUAUGGCACGCACGUCUGGCCGGCUUCGAUUUGUCUCGUUACAAUUCACUGUCUGCACCACACACCUCGUCGAUUCUCUGCCUGCACCAUGCGAGGUUUGCCACUUCCCUCGCGUGGGCUCGGAGCCAAUCAUCGAGACUCCUCCUCUCGCUGAUUGGUACAUUGACAGGCGAACAGUGCAGUCCACUAGAGUAAACAAUCGGCCACGACAUUUUGCAGCGGCGACCUUCGGCGACACAUGGCUCGUCGCUCUUGCAGACGCCGUCUCCGCGGCGACGGACGUCCCAUCGUCCGGUUGA
Molecule: messenger RNA, 399 nt
Organism: Spirometra erinaceieuropaei
Lineage: Eukaryota; Metazoa; Platyhelminthes; Cestoda; Diphyllobothriidea; Diphyllobothriidae
Source: the annotation of a GenBank genome assembly